This is a messenger RNA of Penicillium salamii, 1086 nucleotides long. The record is from the annotation of a GenBank genome assembly. Lineage: Eukaryota; Fungi; Ascomycota; Eurotiomycetes; Eurotiales; Aspergillaceae.
AUGUCGAACUUUGAGCCAAACGCCGUGAUCCGCGGCUUCCAGCUCACAGUGGUAGGAACGGUUCGUGCAUUGACCAACCCUGAACUCUUCAAAUAUGACCACUUCCGCCAAGCAGCUCUUGCUAUAGCCGUUGGAAUAGUCAUCCAGUUGAUCAUCCAGAUUCCGAUUUUGAGUGUGAAAUUCUCUAUCUGGCUAUUGUCAUGGGUCGUCAAUCUGGAAAAUGCUCUCUGGGACGAUAAGCUUUUGACUGGCUUGGAGUUCAUGUCCAAGUCAGUCCUCCAAGUGCCAUUCAUGCUGAUGACUCUGAUGAGAUAUGUGACACCAACUCUGGAUGAGAUCUUCAUGCAAUCGAUCCAGUGGGUGGACAUGACAUACAUUCAGAAGCAUAAGACAGAGGACCCCAAUCAGCUUCGAGCUAUGUACUAUCCCCACCUUACACUGUACUCCAACAAAGGUGGUACCAGUGGCUCCCGCCCCAUUCCUGAGGCGCUCAUGGCGUUCUUCCAUCGGUACGCAAAGAAGAUCGGUAUGAUGCUUGGGCUCUAUCUCCUUUCCAUGGUCGUCAUCGUUGGUAGGUUUGUGAUGCCUGCAGCAAGUUUCUACACCUUCCGAAACCACGUUGGCAGUGUUCCAGCCGCUGCCAUCUUCGGUGCGGGUCUUUUCCUCCCUAAAACAUACAUCGUGACGUUCCUGCAUACCUACUUCUCUUCCCGCAGUCUGAUGCGUGAACUUUUGGAGCCUUACUUCUCGCGUGUCAAGUUUACCCCCGAGCAAAAGCGCCGGUGGUUCCGGGAUCGCGAAGGUGUUCUCUUUGGAUUUGCCUUUGCCUUCACGGUCGUCAUGCGAAUCCCCUACAUCGGUGUGCUUAUGUAUGGUGUUGCACAAGCAUCUACAGCAUACCUUGUUACUAAGAUUACGGACCCUCCUCCACCCCCCGCUGAGAGUGAGGGUUUCGCCGAAAGCCAGGUGACUUGGGCCAAUAAGCAUGACUUCUUGCGCCUGUCUCUUGACAAUCUCGAUAAAUUCAAUGUUGAAAAGCAGCGAGCCGACACUGGCUCGGGCUCCUCUGAGAAGAAAUCCUCUUGA